UAGCUUCUCGAUUUUUGAUUUCUGAUGUCGGAUCCGGAGCUCCUCAAUCUGGUAAUGGUGCCUCCGGUAGUGAAUGAGUCAUCUUUCUCUGAGUUUUGGCCAUUCUCAGUGAACUAUGAUGUCCGAUUACCGCUCAAUUCGGGUCAAGACUUCAGGUAUUCCGGUAACAGUUACAUAUCGGUGGCUGAGGAGUCUACGGUGACGGAGCAAACCGGAGGAGGAAGAAAGAGACGACCUUUGAAUCCUCAAGACGAAUCUUCUAAGAUGCUCUCUUCUUGCACCAGCGUUAAUCUAUUGAAAGAAUUGAGUAAGAAGAAAAUGAAAGUUUGUGUAUCUGAAGGAGAAACCGAGGAUGGUUUGAGACCUGAAGGUGAGACAAGCUCAGGUGGUGGAAGCAAAGAAACUGAAGAAAAGAGUCCGCCGAAGGAUUAUAUUCACGUGAGAGCAAGACGAGGACAAGCUACUGACCGGCACAGUCUAGCGGAGCGAGCUAGAAGAGAAAAGAUCAGCGAGAGGAUAAAGUUUCUUCAGGAUUUGAUUCCGGGAUGUAAUAAGAUUAUAGGAAAAGCUCUUGUGCUUGAUGAGAUUAUCAAUUAUAUUCAGUCGUUGCAACGGCAAGUUGAGUUUCUAUCGAUGAAGCUAGAAGUCGUUAAUUCAGAUGUGAGCACUGGUCCGAAAGUAGGAAUGUUUCCUUCUGGAGAACUUAAUGCUCUGCCGAUUGAGGUUCAACGAAGAAUGUUCGAUCAACAAGAAGCUGACGAAGCCCGAGGGUCUCAACCCGACUGGCUCCAUAUGGGAAUUGAUGGAAACUUCUAUCGAUCUGCAGAAAUGGGGAUAGUGACAAGAGCUGGAGAUUGGUCGUUCAAGGCUUUCACGGCGGGGCUAGGGCUCGCCACCAUCUACCUCACCGCCACUUUCUCCUUUAAUGUCUAUCGUGGUCUCUCUUGGCACAACGCUCAAUCUAAGCUGGAGAUAGAGGAAUCUGAAGAACAACCCGAAUGAUCCGAAUUCAGUUGUUAUCUAUCCCUCAAGUAGCUGAUGCUUCCUUGAAUCUUUGCGUGUGUUGUUUCUUUUCAUACAACUACUAUAUCUUUGUUUCGAUUCUAGGAGCAAUUAAAUAAAUGAAAUUUUUUGGU
Messenger RNA from Arabidopsis arenosa, 1136 nucleotides. The record is from the annotation of a GenBank genome assembly. Lineage: Eukaryota; Viridiplantae; Streptophyta; Magnoliopsida; Brassicales; Brassicaceae.